Molecule: messenger RNA, 1296 nt
Organism: Arctia plantaginis
Lineage: Eukaryota; Metazoa; Arthropoda; Insecta; Lepidoptera; Erebidae
Source: the annotation of a GenBank genome assembly
AUGGGCCGGCUCCACACGUUCGUGGUGACUCUCCGUCGCGAGAGUCGUGAAGUCAACUGGGGUCUGCGUCUCGUUGGUGGUGCUGAUCUCGCAACCCCGCUCAUCGUUACCAGGGUGACUCCAGGAUCUCCCGCGGGUAAGGAACUGGUCCGCGGAGACAUCAUUGCGAAGAUUGACGACUAUGAUGCGCGUGAUCUGCGACAUGAAGACGCACAGAACCUCUUUAAAAAUGCGCAGAAUCAAAUUAAAAUUGUUGUGCAGAGGGACGUGGACCGUGAAGGACCGCGUGGAUCUGGCACACCGCUAGCACCACGAUCACCCUUGCCGAAUGCUGCUGCAGCACCAUACAGGACCCCGAGCCCGCUGCCCGCUACAGCGUGGCGUGGGCCCGAGUCUCAGCCGCGCACACCAGUACCAGCACGCGACCACGGACCACCACCCGCACCUGUCUAUUCGUACCCCUUGCAAUAUGAAGAUCACAGAAGUUUCGUGUUAUCACCGUCGUCUACGCGCACUGAUGAUACUGUAGACGAGUCUAUCGGUAGUCAGAAUGCAUUGAAAUCGCGUUGUUUACUCGGAGAAGACGGCUGGAGCGGCAGUUCGCGAUCAUACGCUGUACGACACACGUCCGCGCAACAGAGUGCUACUACAAUGGCCGUCAACCCUAAUUUCUUCCCCAACGGGUACCAAGAUCCCAUGCAUCCUGAGGAGGAAGUUGUCACAAACUGGCCAUACCGCACAACGCCCCUGGUUCUUCCGGGUGCGAAAGUGCGCCGUGAGCCAGGCCCUACCGAGAGCUACCUGCGUCAUCACCCAAAUCCUGCCAUGCGCGCUCCCCCCAGCCACGACUACCGUGAAACCUUGAUGAGACAGAAGGUGGCUGAGUCGGUGUUGCAGCGAGUUGUUGGCGAAGACGCGAAUAAGAUGGUGCACAAGCAGUUCAACUCCCCGAUCAAUCUAUACUCGGAACAAAAUAUCGCAAAUUCGAUCAGGCAACAGUCCUCGCCGUUGCCUUACAAGCCGACCGUGCUGUACGACCCAGCCAAGUCCGAGACGUUCCGCGCGCUCCAGGAAGAGGGGCUGGGCGACGUGGUGCAGGAGGUGCCCACACCUGUCCAGCCGAAGGUCUUCACGGCGCCACCCAGCAAGAAACAAGCGCCAACUCCAAGACCAGCCCAGGAGAAGCUGAAAGGAAAACAAACGACCUUCGUAAAUUCGCUACACGAAGAGCACAUCCAACAGUCGAACUCGUUCAAGCGCCUUAUGUAUAACGUGCUCGGCGACACCGAGUUUUAG